AGGACUACAGUGUGUCGAAGAACUGAUGCCGUUAUCAAAAAUGAUAAGUACGAAUGGCAGUCUGAUUUUAAAACAUCACACAGCUUCAGACAUCCAGAGUAACCUCUCUUCGAAGAGGGCCAUGGAGGGUUCCAUGGAGAAUCCUUAUCAUUUCAGUAGUGGAGCUGGCACUGACCUGAGAUGGGGAAACCAGAGAGCAGAAUCUCCAGAUCCCAGCUGUAUGUCUAUGAAAAGUGACAGCUCCAAGCUUUUCCCUCUGAGGAGGGAAGAUGAACUACAAGAUCAGUCCAGGUGUGGAGUGUGUGAGCAGCUUCUGACAGAUCCAGUCUCCAUCAGCUGUGGACACAGGUUCUGCAGACAGUGUAUCAGCAGCUACUGGGACCAGUCUUCUUCAUCAGGAGGGUUUGGCUGUCCACAGUGCAGAAAGAGACCUAGAACCCGUCCUCUUCUACACCCACACAAAGACAUGGAAGAGGCCAUGCAGCACGACUGUCACACUCCAGUGCAUGAUGUACUGCAUAGAGUCUUACACACCCACAAAACCAGCAUGAAGAACAAGUAUGAGAGCUUAUUUGAGGGAAUCAAUACACAAGAGAAUAAAACCCUCUUGAACCAGAUUUACACACAGCUCUACAUCAUAGAGGGAGAGAGUGAAAGUGUGGAUGAGGAACAUGAGGUUUUACAGAUGGAGAAAACACUCAGGAAACAACUGUUACAAGACAUUCCAAUCAACUGCUCUGACAUCUUUAAAGCUGUACAAGAUCCUAAAAAAGAAAUGGAAGAAGAGAACAUUAGAGCUGUGAUGGCUGAAGGUGUCAGACACACAGAAGAAAAAGAAGAUAAAGGACCAGAAAUGCCAAAGCUCAGAACGGUUCUGACUAAAGGAAUUGCAGGAAUUGGGAAAACUGUCUCUGUGCAGAAAUUCAUUCUUGAUUGGGCUGAGGGAAAAUCCAAUCAGGAUGUAGAUUUCAUGUUUGUGCUUCCAUUCAGGGAGCUGAACUUGAUUAAAGAUGAGCAGUACAGUCUUCAUACACUUCUGUGUAACUUCCAUCCUGAGAUCAAAGAUCUUGCCUUAAGGACAUAUGAUACACACAAAUGUGUGUUCGUUUUUGAUGGUUUAGACGAAAGCACAAUUCCACUGAACUUUCUAGAGUGUGAGAAUAUAUUUAACAUUACCACGAUAUCAUCAGUGAAUGUGUUGAUCACAAACCUCUUCAAAGGAGAGUUGCUUUCCUCUGCUCUCAUCUGGAUAACCUCCCGACCAGCAGGAACCAGUCAAAUCCCUCCUCAGUACAUAAACCGUUUGACAGAAAUUCAGGGAUUCACUGAUGCACAGAAGGAGGAGUACUUCAGGAAAAGAAUCGGUGAUCAAGACCAAGCCAAGAAAAUCAUCUUGCACAUUAAGAGAGUAAAGAGCCUCCACAUCAUGUGCCACAUACCGGUCUUCUGUUGGAUCUCAGCCACGGUGCUUCAGAAAAUCAUUAAAAAAAAUAAUGAUACAGAAAUCCCUAAAACUCUGACUGAGAUGUAUAUACACUUUAUGUGGACUCAGUUACACACGAAGAAUGCAAAGUACAAAGAGAAAAACGAGAGAGAUCUAAAAACCCUUCUGGAAUCCAGCAGAACUUUGAUUCUGAAACUAGCUGAACUGGCUUUUAAGCAGUUGAUGAAGGGCAAUGUACUAUUCUAUGAAGAAGACCUAAGAGAGUGUGGCAUUGAUGUCACUGAGGCCUCUGUGUACUCUGGGAUUUGCACUGAGAUAUUUAGAGAGGAAUCUGUGCUCUACCAGACGAAGGUCUACUGCUUUGUGCAUCUGAGCUUUCAGGAGUUCCUGGCUGCUUUCUAUGUGUUUCAAUGCUGUGUGAAUAAGGACAUUGAGUCACUGCAGUUUUUUAUGCCUCAGCAUUGGGGCUGGUACAGAAACCGGUCUGAGAAUGUUCUACUGGAGGACCUGCUGGAAGGAGCAGUGGACAAAGCCUUGAAGAGUCAAAAUGGACACCUGGAUCUUUUCCUCCGGUUCCUGCUGGGCAUCACACUGGAGACCAAUCAGAGACUCCUACAAGGCCUACUGAUACAGUCACAGAACAGUUCAAAGAGCAUCAACAAGGCAGUCCAGUACAUCAAAAAACAAAUAAAAACAGAAAGCAUUCUUACGGAGAAAUCCAACAAUCUCUUCCUCUGUCUGACUGAAAUACAUGACCAGUCCCUCUCCAGGGAGAUUCAGCAAUAUCUACAAUCAGAUAAAGAAUCCCAAAGCAAGCUCUCUCCUGGACUGUGUUCAGCUAUAGCUUUCUUAAUGCAGAUGUCAGAGGAAGUGCUGGAUGAGGUGGACCUGAAGAAAUUCAAUACAUCAGAGGAGGGUUACAGGAGACUGAUACCAGCUGUGUACAACUGCAGAAAAGCUCUACUAGAUGGCUAUAAUCUCACCACAGACUGCAUUGAAACUCUCUCCUACACUUUGAUGUCUCCAAACUACCCCCUGCGAGAACUGCAACUGAGUAACAAUAACCUAAAAGAUUCAGAAUUGGAGCUGCUCUGUUCUGGACUUAAGAGUUGCCACUGUAAACUGGAGAUACUCAGGCUACCUAUCUGUAAUCUUGGGGAAAAGACUUGUGAAAAUUUGGGAUCAUCUUUGCAACUGACAAACUCAAUCUUGAGAGAACUGGACCUUACUAACAAUGAUCUGCAUGAUUCAGGAGUGACACUGCUCUCUGCUGGACUGAAGAGUUCACAUUGUAAACUGGAGAUACUCAGAUUGUCUGGUUGUUUGGUCACAGGGGAAGGCUGUUCUUCUCUGGCUUCAGCCCUGAGUUUAAACCCCUCACAUCUAAAAGAACUAGAUCUGACCUAUAACCACCCAGGAGACUCAGGAAUGAAGCUGCUUUCUGCUAGACUGGAAGAUCCACUCUGCAAACUGGACACACUUAAGAUGGAACAUGCAGGGAUGAUCAGAAUCAAAGCAGGCUUUAAAAAAUACGCAUGUGUGCUCACACUGGAUCCAAACACAACACACCCCCAUCUCCAUAUGUCUGAGGGAAACCGCAAGGUGACAUGGAUGGAGGAGCAGCAGUCAUAUCCUGAUCAUUCAGAGAGAUUUGAUGGCUGUGAGCAGGUGCUGUGUAGAGAGACUGUGUCUGGACGCUGUUACUGGGAAGCAGAGUGGAGGGGGAGUGGAGAGUCUGUUGUAGCAGUGGCAUAUAAAGGAAUCAACUCAAAAGGAGGCAGUGCUGACUGUGCAUUUGGAUACAAUGACAAGUCCUGGUGUCUCAUCUGCUCUAAUGAGCGUUACAUUGCCAGGCAUAAUAAGAAUCACACUUUCUUACCUGUCCUUACCUCCAGGUCCAACAGAGUAGGAGUGUAUCUGGACUGGCCGUCAGGCACUCUGUCCUUUUACAAUGUUUCCUUGGACACAAAUACAUUGACCCAUUUAUAUACAUUCCACUCCACAUUCACUGAGCCCCUCUAUGCAGGGUUUGGGUUUUGGGCUGUGUCUUCUGGUACCUCAGUGCGAGUGAGAUAGAAUAUCUUGUGUUGUGCAGGGAAAUAUCAGAAAAACCUUACUUUAUAUUGUGGACAUCUUGUAUCAGCAGUAUUCAAAAUUCAAUAUUUUUCAAGACUGAAUUUUUCAGACUACUUAGUAGAUAUGUCAGACAAUAUUUCACUUCUGAGUAGAAAUAUCUAGAUGUUUAUUAUAUAAAUAAGUGGUUUUAAAAUUCAGCCAUUAGCAUGUAAGUGACACACUCUAGGCUACACCCAGCAACGCGCGCACACACACAAACACACACACACUCCCUUUCGGUUUUCACAAAGUUUACUGCCUCAGUUGUUUUGUCCGAUAUUUAUAUGAUAUAGUGAAGUACAAUUAUAAGCAUUUCAUACGUUUUUAUAAAAAUGUUUUUAUUGACAAAUAUAUCUAGUUUAA
Molecule: messenger RNA, 3922 nt
Organism: Electrophorus electricus (electric eel)
Lineage: Eukaryota; Metazoa; Chordata; Actinopteri; Gymnotiformes; Gymnotidae
Product: NACHT, LRR and PYD domains-containing protein 3-like
Molecular function (GO): protein binding
Source: RefSeq, a predicted model, not a curated record